AUGGGCGAUAUUCAAGCCGGUCAAAACUUAUAUGUAUUCCUCAUAUCAGGAAUUACAAUAUUUUUCUGUGUAGCACUACAUGUGGUAUACAAGAUUGUAUUCAGUAGCAAGAAAAAGGAAGCACUAAAACAUGAAGUUGAGCCUGAUACAGGAGCUCCCAUCGAAGAGACGAAUUCCGAUGCACCCAUAACUGAAAACCGGACUUUGGGGAAAUCAAAGAAGCGCGCACUCUGGAAAGGAAAAUCCGAAUUCACUCACCCAUGGCUACUCAAGAAUCUCAAGGGACACCCUGGGACCGUGCUUUUAGUAGACUUCUCUGCCAAUGGCAAGUUCAUGGCCGCUACCUGUGAUGGUAAGUUUCCUUAUAUCAUUUGUACUUAA
This is a messenger RNA of Arctia plantaginis, 381 nucleotides long. The record is from the annotation of a GenBank genome assembly. Lineage: Eukaryota; Metazoa; Arthropoda; Insecta; Lepidoptera; Erebidae.